AUGAGAACCCGGAUCAAGAGGCAGUGCUUGUGGAGGAAAGUAGCGGGGAAUCCGAAACCAUCAGAAAUAUGGGACUGUGAAACUAUUGUCUCUACAUAUUCAAAUCUUGACAACCACCCUGCUAAAAUUGUUGCUCCUGGAGGAAGGAGGAAGAAGAAAUUAACAGAAACCAUAUCCGGAGCUCAAAGUGUUGUCAGCCAAAUGAUAGUUCUAAAGGGUAGAGAAAAGCUUCCUGUAGGCUUUUUACCCCAAAGAGAGAUGCAUGGCGUAGAAAAGGUGAAAGCUAAUAAAGAUCCAAAUAAUUCAAGAACAGAACAGCAGAAGAGGAAACCACGCAGUCUAGAGAAUAAGGAUGAAAUGAAAGAGAGAUUCUUGUCAAUAGUGUAUGACCAUGUGAUAAAUCCAGGGCAUUGGACUGAGGACAUGAGGGAUGAUGCACUUGAGCCUGCAGAUUCGUACAGUAGGAAUUUGACUGUAGUGGAUGUGGGUGGGGGUACAGGGUUCACCACUCUUGGGAUUGUAAAGCAUGUAGAUGCCAAGAAUGUCACCAUUCUUGAUCAGUCACCCCACCAACUUGCCAAGGCCAAGAAGAAGGAACCCCUGAAGGAGUGCAAGAUUAUUGAAGGUGAUGCUGAGGACCUCCCUUUCCCGACUGAUUAUGCUGAUAGAUACAUCUCUGCUGGAAGUAUCGAGUACUGGCCAGAUCCGCAGCGCGGUAUCAAGGAAGCAUACAGAGUACUAAAACUUGGGGGCAAAGCCUGUCUCAUUGGCCCUGUGUAUCCAACCUUUUGGCUUUCUCGCUUCUUUGCUGACAUGUGGAUGCUCUUCCAAAGGAAGAAGAGUAUAUUGAAUGGUUUCAAAAGGCUGGCUUUACAGAUGUGUGAAACCGGCAUCAGGAGACUCUCCACUGCAGCUGGCCAUCUCCUUUGCUGGACAAAUCUUGACAAGGAAGCAGAAGAUAUUGAAUCUCCACAGGCUGCUGCAGACGUGAUCCGCCGGUGCAAGGAAUAUGCUAAAAAGUAUGAAAAUGAGAACCCGGAUCAAGAGGUAGUGCUUGUGGAGGAAAGUAGCGGGGAAUCCGAAACCAUCAGAAAUAUGGGACUGUGA
Molecule: messenger RNA, 1107 nt
Organism: Fraxinus pennsylvanica
Lineage: Eukaryota; Viridiplantae; Streptophyta; Magnoliopsida; Lamiales; Oleaceae
Source: the annotation of a GenBank genome assembly